Messenger RNA from Pelobates cultripes (western spadefoot toad), 5841 nucleotides. The record is from the annotation of a GenBank genome assembly. Lineage: Eukaryota; Metazoa; Chordata; Amphibia; Anura; Pelobatidae.
AUGGCCGCCGCAAUCUCGCGCGUGCGCACUAGAGACGGCCGUGUGGAUCUCGCGCUCCUCCGCGAGAUCCAAGAUGGCCGCCGUGCGCACUCAGGACCGGUGGAGGCGUUCCCCACGGUCCGAAAAGCCCGGGAAAACGGGGCAAAAUGCUGCACGAAGAAAAAUCGGGCUAGAGCAAGGUAAAAACAAUAAAAGGGAAAAAAUUAGACAAGAUAGUGAGAAGUAAAAGGAAAUACCAAAGAAAUACCAAAGAAAAAAUAAAUAAAAUGAGGGAAAAACAUAUAUUAAAUAGCUAAAUUUAGGAAGUAAAAGGUAAAAGAGCAGACUCAAAAGUAUAUGAUAAGUAGGGUAUGUAUAUAUAUAUACAGAGAAAUGAAUAAAGCAUAUGACAGAUAAAUUAGUAAAUAAACCACAGAAACCCACAGAAGUAGGAGACAGUGGCACUCUGAAAGCAGCAAAGAAAGAGAAAUGACAUCACUGGGAGGGACUUAUAUACCUUGUUAUUCCUUUUUUCUUAUUGGUUACCUUGUUACUAUGUGAAAAAGUGCUGCUGUGAAGCUUAAGUAAAGAAAGUCUUAAGCAAAUACGAAGCUUCCUGUCAUGUUAUAAAAUUGGAGAGCAAACGAUGAUAAAAAUAAGAAUAUAUACAAUAUAUACAUAAAACAGGAAGGGAAUCAAAUCACGGACAAUUAUUAUUCACAGUUGGCACAUGAGUAAUUUACGAAGAAUUCCCUUUUGAAUCUCUUAGAUCUAUAUCUGAAGCUUCAUGUUCAUUAUAUACUCAGCCAGCAUUUUAAGUUGUAUCGACCAAGACUUGUCUUAAAGCAAUGGCGAGCUUCCGCAUGUCUUGUUUUUUCUAUAUGUUUUCUUUAAAUGAAGACUAUUUCUGUUUGACGAUAUCUUUACAUUAUAUCUCUUUAAUAAAAAGAGAUUGCACAAAAGAAUCGUGAAGACUAAACUAUUUUAACAACUUAAUCCAAGCUUCACAGCUGUACAUAACACUGGCGUAAGUAUCUAAUUUAUCCAGAAUUUUGAAUAUAACAUUUGCAUCGAUCUAUGCUAUAGGUGUGUUAGAUUGUGAAUUGCAGAACCACAAACUAAACUUUUUGGUUUAUCCUGGUAGCUAAGCAGUUAAAAGAAAGUUUGCUCCAUCUACAAUCCAUGGAUAGAAAAUCCUGUCCCCUCCUGCUGUGUACCCCCGCUCACCACAUAACAGGUGACGUCAAUGCCAUCUCUUUGUCAUCCUAGUUCUGUUCAGAGAAAGAGAGAAGCAGAGAUACUGACCCACUAACCUGGUAAUUGCACUGUACACUAACCUGGCAAAAUGGUUAUUUUUUAAUGUGUGUGUACUAACCUGACAAGUGGUGAAUGUGUGUUUUUUAUCCAGAAUAUAAAGCACAUGGGAACACACUGUGCAAAAUAAAUGGCUUAUGUCAUCUACGACUUUGUUCUGUAGACCACGUUGGAGAACAAUAGACAAUAAGCAAUGCUACUUUGGAUGUCAUGUUUUAUAAUCUAGAAAACAAACAUCACUGUAUCCUUAUCGGAAAAACAUUUAUUUUACUAUUAUUUAAGACUGAAAAUGUUAGGAUCAAUUAAUCUGAUCUGAAUUUACAAAAGUCAAACUGACGUUGGUAUCGUCAUUUUAUUUGGUAGUAGAACAUCAAUGUGGUAGAUUGUUUGAAGGUCUGGAUUUGGUCUGUUUUUAUCAAUAUUAGUGUGUAGAGUAAAUGUCAUCAGAUAAUCUUUUAGGAUAUACAUGUUAUGUAGUGUCCCUUACAGUGGGAAUAUUACAUAAAUCAGGAAGAUAUUGUAUGUUAGUACAAAACAAUUCUAGAAUUAGAGAAAUGUAACUCACCAGGAGGUUGUUUUUUUUUACUAUAUACUAUAUAGAAUUGAAAACAGAUUAUCCAGUGGUUAAGCAAAAAUCUAUACUUGUGUUGGAGAUUAUUUCUAUCAUUGGGGUAAAUUACAAUCCAACGUCCAUAUCCGAUCAAUAACCAUUUCUGACUUUUACCUGGUAUAGGUUUACAGUCCAGGAACAUUACAACCUUUUUCUUUCGGUAACACUGCCAAAGUUAGUAAUUAUUAUUGACUUAAAACUAGGUUUAACAGUGGUCAUUGCUAAUCACGAGAACUCAAGAAAAAUGUGAGGUUAAAGACAAAUGAAUGGAUCCAUUUUUGAAUAUUGUGACCUGAAUGUUCAACCCCUUUCAUAGUGUGAUGGUGAUGAUAAAGAGUGACAUAUUUAUCAAUGAUCGAUUCAAUACUAAAAAACAUUGAUAUGCCUGAUGUUAAGCAUGCUCAAAUUGAAAACAAAAUGUAUACAUGUGUAUUUGUUGUUGUGCUAUCAAUUCUGUAUUUUUGUUGUUGUUUUAGUACUUAUUAGUAUGCUAUAUAUAUUUUUUUUGUUGUUUUUUGGUUUUGUAAAUAUCAAUUUUAUUGUUCAUUUUUAAGACACUUUCAAUAUUAAACAUAAUGGGACAUGCUGGUCCCUACGUUUGAUCGCUGUAGAUGGUUUUGCAGGAUCCAAAAAUCACUAAAUAUAACAGAUUUAUACAGGACUCUGCUAUGGAGUGUCCAUAUUAAAUUUUAUUGAUUAAUGAGGAAAUAUUGUUAUAAGUUUGGUGAAGUAGCUUCACAUCAGGGGUGGUUUUUUGUGGUGUAUACUCUGAUCACAAAAAAAAAAACUUUUGGGGAAUCAAUUAAUUAAUAUAAAAGUGUUAUCUGUGAUUUAACAGGCUUUCUUAUGUUAAAUUUACUAGAUGUCCAAUGGUUCUGUUAGUGUAUUGAUAUCUCUUCUCCAAAACAAUUGGGAUUCCUUAAGGAUCACUUGUUAACUGGUUAAAAUAUCAGAACGGUGGGAUUGUGAUGCCUCGGACAUUGCUAAUGGCUCAUCAGCAGAACAUUUUUUGAUUAAAUGAAUACCCUAAACACCGUAAUCCCUGAGGUUUUAUAUCAUACCUCGGGUCUGUGGGCGCCUAUCACCUCCUCUAUGAGAGGUGGAAACUUUGACCUAAACCCGUAGGUGCAGGGCUUAGCUCAUUGGCUGAGAGCAAUCAGCUGACACUCUCAAUAAAUGGUCCUGCAUGGCAGAGUUUAACUACAGGCCCUCCAAAGAGGAAGUGACCAGUGCUCAGUAGACCCCAGGUAAAAAGUCAAACAGGUUGACUACUUACACUGGAGCGACAGGGCAUUGUAGUUGUUAUGGUGCGUGGUGUAUUCCUUUAAAUAAAAAAAAUUACCCCUUCAUUUUUAUAUUUUUGGCCCCAAAUACAACCAAUGUAUCCUGCAUUAUUUCCCCUGUCCAUGGUACUGACACUGAAUAUUCUACUAAAAUAAAAAUAUUUGUGAGAAAUAGGGCUAUAAGACCUCGUUUCUGCCAAGUAUAAACAAUUACUGGUGUGUUCAAAAUCAUAGUUCAAUUAAUUUAUUGGAUAUUUAUGGAACACAAACUUUAUUGGUUUAAACUCACUCCUUAGACUCAAAACCAAGGGGUUAAUGAACAAAACCAGGAAUAGCAGGAAUUGAAAAGCUACUGAAAAAUGCCACGGUCACAGUCAUGGGCAAAGUACUACAUGAAAGGAUAAGUCAUGAUUUUUAAAUUGAAUAAUAAAUAUUGUAACCAGGUCCAUUUACAGUAACCGAGUAGAACUGUAUGAGUUUAAUUUACUGCGCUAUGACUAUGUAGUAUUAUCUUUGAAUACAAACGCACUACAUUUGCCAAUAUCCUUGAACAAAUAAUUAAUACACUAUGCAGAGAGGUUCCCAUGGGUCUUUAAUAAUCAAGGAGUACUGGAAUUGGCCCUCAAUAUGAUGAGGGAUUAACAAUAUGCAGUGGAUCCCAGCAAAGGUACGAGAGUUCUUCCCCUUCCUCUUGUUAAUCUACCCAAUGUAAACGAGGGAACAUAAUCAAAAUGACUUUCCCCGGACUCACUUUUAACUAGGACUAUCUUGCCAGGGGCCGUCCCUUAAUCCCUCGCACUAUAAAAGUCAAAGUAAGUUAUUGCUGUUUCACUCUACUGGUCAUGAAAUAGGUCAAUUAUGUCCUUCCCUUUCCCCUAUAGAAUAGAAAUAAUUACAUUAUUAAAGGGGAUUCAAGGAUAAGCUAUUUAUUCUAUCUCCAUUGUACAGGCAAGGAGUGAAAACAAAAUGUCCAUUAGAGCACUGAAAUGGUUACUAUAGCCAGGGCUUGAGAGGGUUCACAUAAUUAUUAAUGGUUGGGGCCUUGAAAAUAUGUAGGAGAUGUGAAGUGUGACUUUAGAUAUACUGAGGGCAGUAUGGGUCUUUCAUAUCUUUUUAUUAUUCUACCAGAUUUUAAAGCGAUACUCUACUCAUGAUCUGUGCAUCAAAACCACUCCAUUAAGAUAAAGGGGUCUAGUGCUUAUUUUGUCCCUUUAAAGCAGGCUUCCCCAAACUCCAGCCCUCCAGAUGUUGCCGAACUACAACUCCCAUGAUUCUAGGAAUGAAAUAGAUAGGCUGAGAAUCAUGGGAGUUGUAGUUCAGCAACAUCUGGAGUGCCGGAGUUUGGGGAAGCCUGCUUUAAAGCAUCACUUUGAUAAAUGUUUUGUCUAUCGAUUUCUAUUGUGUAUUGCAUUUAGCAUUGGAUAUCAAACCUAGCGUAAAUUCUUCAAUCAUUUGGUAUUUACUUCGAUAAUUAUUGAUAACCUACAGUUGUAAAUAUGCAUCUUAUUUGAAUAAUUUUACAGGAUUAUUCAUACUGUAAGGAAUAAAAAUGAAUUUUCAAUUUAAGGCCAAAAUAGAUGAAGUGGAAACAUAGCUGACGUCAACAAUUUUUCCAGUUCUGCUUUUUUGGCCUUAAAUUUGAAAUUCACUUUGCAUUCCCAACAAUUCUCCAUUUAGUUAAUAUUCUUGUAUAUGUGCAAAAUUUGACCAUGGCAUUCUUACGUAUAUUUCUAUAUCAUUAUUUUCCAUCCUAGGCCUCGAUUUACCAUUUUCGGAUAAGCUUUUCAAAUGAUUUAAUAUUUUUGGAUAAACAGUUAAAAUUAUUUAAUAGUCUGAAAAAUAGUUUAAUAUUCUUUGAUAUGUUUUUAUAUGUAAUAUAUAUAUAGAAAUUUAAAAAUAUAUAUUUUUUUACGUUUAUCCAAAAAUAUAAAACGGAGGUCCUCCUCCCAUCACUUCCUUGGUUUGAGUUUCUGUAGGGAGUAAAUAGCUGUAAUUCAGGUGAAAUACUAGUCAUAAAUUACUUUGUAACUAUUGGUUACGUUUCCUUUUUUAGAAUAAAUGUUUUGCAACAGUGUCACCCCCAAUGCCAGUACUAGGAUAGAUUGGCAUAUUGUUUGAGAGAUUUGAUUAGCUUUCUACGUAUACACCUGCAUAAUUUUGGUUACCAGACAGCCACUAGAGGGACUUCCGGGUAUUUAGGCGGCUUUUGGUCGCCUGACACUGGACGUCCUUACGCUAUGCAUGAGGACAUCCAGGGUUAUGUAAAACCCUAAAGCAGUGAUAUCCAACCUGUGGUACGCGUACCCCCAGGGGUACAAUUCAGUGCCCCAUGGGGGUAUGCAAAAUAAUGGUUGCAGUGCCGGUGGCGGUGCUGGACACCGCACGGGCUGGGAAUCGCUGGCUGAGUCUAUCCACAUGAUCCUUAAGACCAACUUCAGCAACAUCAACCCAAUCACCCUGAAUGCAAGUGCCCUGGAGGAAGUACAGUUCUUCACCUACCUGGGCAACAUCAUCGACCAGCAAGGUGGAACAGAUGCAGAUGUCAAGGCAAGGAUCGGCAAAGCAAGAGUCCCCUUCAUCCAGCUCAAGAACAUUUUGGAUUCCAGAGAGCUAACCUUGACCACCAAGUUCCGACUGUUCAACUCCAAUGUGUAG